This is a messenger RNA of Manduca sexta (tobacco hornworm), 578 nucleotides long. RefSeq names its product NADH dehydrogenase [ubiquinone] iron-sulfur protein 7, mitochondrial-like. The record is from RefSeq and is a predicted model, not a curated record. Gene Ontology annotation, biological process: electron transport coupled proton transport; aerobic respiration; mitochondrial respiratory chain complex I assembly. Gene Ontology annotation, molecular function: NADH dehydrogenase (ubiquinone) activity; quinone binding; 4 iron, 4 sulfur cluster binding. NCBI's taxonomy places the organism in Eukaryota, Metazoa, Arthropoda, Insecta, Lepidoptera, Sphingidae.
UAUCCAUUCGCCCAGGAAUCAUUACAAACAAUAUUUCAGACCAAAGCUGAAUGGGUUUUGGCUCGAGCGGACGACAUACUCAACUGGGGCCGGAAGAAUUCGCUUUGGCCGCUGACCUUCGGCCUGGCCUGCUGCGCUUUGGAGAUGAUGCAUUAUGCUGGACCUAGAUACGACAUGGACCGCUUCGGCAUGGUGUUCCGCGGCACGCCACGGCAGACCGACGUCAUCAUAGUCGCCGGCACGGUCACAAACAAGAUGGCGCCGGUGUUCCGCAAGACGUACGACCUGAUGCCGGAUCCCAAGUGGGUGGUGUCGAUGGGCAGCUGCGCCAACGGUGGUGGAUACUACCAUUACACCUACUCCACAGUCAGGGGGAUGGAUAGGAUUGUUCCGGUGGAUAUAUACGUGCCAGGGUGUCCGCCGACGGCAGAAGCUCUACUUUACGGCAUGCUGCAGUUGCAGAAGAAGGUGAAACGCAUGAAAUCACUGCAAAUGUGGUACCGGCACUAGCAUGUUACAUUACUACGUCAUCUUGAUUACUUUUAGUACAAUAAAUUACGUCACUUAUGUGUUUUAAA